AUGUUGACAGCUCUCUUUGUUCUCAAUUACGUAGCUUUUGCUGCUGCUCAUGGAACUCAUGAUAAUCAGAAAACGCUUUCUGGCCCGCACAAGUCAUUAUGGUACAAUGUUCUACCUGGAGACGGUGGAACGCAGGCUGACUCAGUAUUUUCCGGAAUAUCUACGUUUGGUCGCUUGCCAUAUCAACCCUGCCUCGGCCACGAAGAAAUCGAUUAUGACCUUGCAUUCAUAGGGGCACCAUUUGAUACUGGCACGUCAUACCGACCUGGUGCUCGGUUUGGCCCUUCGGGCAUUCGCCAAGGAUCACGACGUCUCAAUCUCUAUGGAGGAUACAAUGUCCCCUUAGACACAAACCCUUUGCUAACAAGAUGUUUUCACGUUAGCAACGGAUGGGCGAAAGUUCUCGACUGUGGAGACAUCCCAGUGACGUCUUACGAUAACACAUGGGCUCUCAAGCAAAUCGAAGAGGGCCACUACAACAUACUCUCCCGAGCACCAAAGACAGCCGCUGAUAAACCUGGGCCGUCUAAAAAGGGGAAGACUCUACCACGAGUUAUCACUCUCGGGGGCGACCACACCAUCACCCUCCCCUUACUCCGCUCGAUCAACCGAGCGUACGGACCUGUCUCGGUAAUCCACUUCGACAGUCAUCUGGAUACCUGGCGUCCCAAAGUCUUCGGCGGCUCCCCCUCCGAAGUAGCCAGCAUCAACCACGGGACGUACUUCUACCACGCGGCGCGGGAAGGGCUCCUGGCCAACGACAGCAACAUCCACGCGGGCAUCCGGACGACGCUCAGCGGACCCAGCGACUACGAGAACGACGGGUACUGCGGCUUCCAGAUCGUCGAGGCCCGCGAGAUCGACCGGAUCGGGGCCGACGGGAUCAUCCAGAAGAUCGUCGAGCGCGUCGGCACCACCAACCCCGUGUACUUGUCCCUCGAUAUAGAUACCCUGGAUCCCGCGUUCGCGCCGGCUACGGGGACCCCCGAGACGGGCGGGUGGAGCACGAGGGAGCUGAGGACGAUUUUGAGGGGGCUGGAGGACGUUAAUUUGAUCGGGGCGGAUAUUGUGGAAGUUGCUCCUGCUUACGACACGAACGCCGAACAUACCACGAUGGCGGCCGCGGACGCCUUGUACGAGAUUAUGAGCAUUAUGCUUAAGAAAGGCCCGCUGAGCAACAUGGUCUCUAGCGGCGGGGAUGAAGGCGGGGAGCUGUGA
This is a messenger RNA of Daldinia caldariorum, 1218 nucleotides long. Its product is annotated as Arginase/deacetylase. Gene Ontology annotation, molecular function: metal ion binding; agmatinase activity. Lineage: Eukaryota; Fungi; Ascomycota; Sordariomycetes; Xylariales; Hypoxylaceae. Bases 1 to 1218 code for a protein of 405 amino acids. The transcript is spliced from 8 exons. The record is from RefSeq and is a predicted model, not a curated record.